AUGUUCAGCCUCAAACACAAGCUGUUGGUUGAGUCGGAAGUUGGCAUGUCGGGCUGCUCUAACAAAUGGAUGAAACUACCAAACUUCCAAUGGAUUACUGAUAAUGGAGCAGACGGGAAGUCGUACAUGUUUGCCAGUCUGAUGCGUCCCCACUCCGAGCAGCUCCUGCAGGGUCUGCAGCUCCUGCGACAGGACCGUGAACUCUGCGACAUCGUGCUGCGGGUGGGAGACGCCAAGAUCCACGCACACAAAGUGGUGCUGGCCAGUAUCAGCCCGUAUUUUAAAGCCAUGUUCACGGGGAACCUGUCAGAGAAAGAGACGUCUGAGGUGGAGUUCCAGUGCAUCGAUGAAGCUGCGCUCAAGGCGAUUGUGGAGUACGCUUAUACAGGAACAGUGUUCAUCUCACAGGAAACGGUGGAGUCUCUCCUUCCUGCUGCCAAUCUCCUGCAGGUCAAACUGGUUCUGAAGGAGUGCUGCAGCUUCCUGGAGAGUCAACUGGACGCGGGGAACUGCAUUGGAAUCUCACGCUUCGCCGAGACAUACGGCUGUCACGAUCUGUGUCUCUCGGCCACCAAAUUCAUCUGCCGGAACUUUGAGGAGGUGUGUCAGACGGAGGAGUUCUUUGAGCUGACGCGAUCGGAGCUGGACGAGAUUGUCUCUAACGACUGCCUGAACGUCCUGACGGAAGAGACGGUGUUUUACGCGCUGGAGUCGUGGAUUAAAUACGACCCGACGGAGCGGCAGCAGUACCUCGCUCAGCUCCUGCACUGUGUCCGUCUGCCGCUGUUGAGCGUUAAGUUCCUCACGCGACUCUACGAGGCCAAUCACCUGAUCCGUGACGAUCAUGCCUGUAAACAUCUGCUCAACGAGGCGCUGAAAUAUCACUUCAUGCCUGAACACCGACUGUCUUACCAGAUGGUUCUGUCCAUGCGGCCGCGCUGCGCUCCGAAAGUCCUGCUAGCGAUCGGAGGUAAAGCCGGACUCUUUGCGACACUGGAAAGUAUGGAGAUGUAUUUCCCUCAGACGGACUCGUGGAUCGGUCUCGCUCCGCUCACGGUUCCGCGCUAUGAGUUCGGCGUGGCGGUUGUGGAGCAGAAGGUAUAUGUUGUGGGUGGAAUCGCGACACACAUGCGUCAGGGCAUCAGUUACCGGCGUCACGAGAGCAGCGUUGAACGAUGGGACCCCGACAGCAACACAUGGUCAACGGUGGAGCGUAUGGCCGAAUGCAGGAGUACUCUGGGCGUGGUGGUGCUGGCGGGCGAGCUGUACGCUCUCGGCGGGUACGACGGCCAGUAUUACCUGCAGUCUGUGGAGAAAUAUGUGCCUAAAGUGAGAGAGUGGCAGCCAGUGGCACCCAUGACCAAAUCACGCAGCUGUUUCGCCACCGCCGUGCUGGACGCCAUGAUUUACGCCAUCGGAGGAUACGGCCCUGCACACAUGAACAGCGUGGAGCGAUACGAUCCGAGCAAAGACUCAUGGGAGAUGGUGGCAGCCAUGGCUGAUAAGCGGAUCAACUUUGGCGUUGGUGUGAUGCUCGGCUUUAUAUUUGUUGUGGGGCACAGCGGUGUUUCUCAUUUAUCCAGCAUUGAGCGAUACGACCCCCAUCAAAACCAGUGGACAGCCUGUCGACCAAUGAAUGAACCCCGCACAGGUGUGGGCUCUGCUGUGGUGGAUAACUUCCUGUAUGUGGUCGGCGGUCACUCGGGCUCGUCGUAUUUGAACACAGUUCAGCGUUACGAUCCGAUCACAGACAGUUGGCACGACUCCAGCGGGAUGAUGUACUGUCGCUGUAACUUCGGCCUGACUGCCCUUUGACCCCGGCCGUACAGGUCAAAUCAUAGACUCUUAUCAUAGAGCAGGACGAGAGAGACGACACUCAUCCGCUGACGUUUUGCUCCACAGCGCCACACACUGACGCUCACUUGGAGGAUUGAGGACACACGUGAGGAUGAUCGACCCCCACACGAGCACACGUGAUCAUGUGACCAGUGCAAAUGCGGAGAGACUUCCACAAACAUUCAGAAGACGCAGAGCGGCGGGAAAACUGUUGCGCGUGUGUACACACGCCUCUGAGCACUUUCUCCACUUUACAUUAAAAGGCUUCUAUUGAGAGGUGUGUGUGUGUGUGUGUGUGUGUGUGUGUGUGUAUUUGCGUGUGAGUGUGUUUGUGCUUGUGUGUGUGAGUGUGUUUGUGCUUGUGUGUGUGUGUGUUUGCUUGUGUUUGUGUGUGUGCGCGCGUGUGUGUUUGUGUGUUUGCUUGCACGUGUUUGCUUGUGCGCAUUUGUGUGUGUGUUUGCUUGUGUUUGUGUGUGUGCGCACACGCGUGCGUGUUUGUGUGCGUGCGUGUGUGCGCGUGCGUGUGUUUCUGUGUUUGCAUGAGUGUGCGUGUGUGCAUGCGUUUGUGUGUGGCAGCUUGUGUGUAUUUAUAUGUGUGCGUGCGUGUGUGCGGGCGCGUGAGUGUGUGUGUUCAUGUUUGUGCGCGUAUGUGCGUGUGUGUGUUUUCUGUAUGAAACUCUCACACUGAUUGGUGCUUAUUGACUCUUCAGGAUUCUGUUGUUUUAGUUCUUUUGUGUGUUUGUGUUCAGAUGAAAUGCUCAAAGAAGCAUCACGCAAUAACAUUCUUACAUGAAUGUCAAAAACAGUUGCUUGAAUUCAUUCAUUCAUCUGUCAAUCAUCUCAGUGACUUACUCAAAGACAUCUUGAACCAAUGAAAUGUGCUUUAUUUUCAAUGUUUGAGAGUCAAACAUAUUUCAUAAGUGCCAAAACAUUCCAUGUCCGGUUAGGACACUUGGAACAGGGCGGCAGCAUUUCAGCACUUCUGUCCAUUUCCUGAAUUCUCUCAUUCCUUCAUCCAUGUUCAGGCCCAAACUCAUUUCACCCUUGAACUGAACGAGACUGAUGUGAUUUCACAUUAAACACGUCACAAACUGAAUGAUUAUAUUAAUGCAUCUGUUAAUAUUUGCAUGAGAUGAAACUAUAGAGAGUUCUGCACUUACCAAACCAUUUUAUACUUUGUAAAUACUAAAAGGCAUUUAGACGAUGCAAUAAUGACUUUUUUAUUUGGUUUAUUUUGGUCAUCUAAUUGCCAAGGUGUUUUUGACUUGAAUAGUUUUCAUAGUGUGUGUUUUUAGUGUGUGUUUUUAUGUUGCUCGUUGUUGUUAUUAUUAUUUUUGGAUCUGAACUGCCUUUAGAAACAUGAUGUUUGCAUUGAUGAUGAGAAAAUGAAUUGGUCAUGUGAUUUAUUUGUUUGUUAUACAGAUCUCCCUCUACAGGCGUGUUUAUGAUUAUUUCACAUUAAAAUCAUGAUCAAUCAUCUGUUCAGUCUAUUUCAUGGAAUUUACUCAGUCAACGUAUUUAGCAGAAUUAUGGGUAAAUAAACAUAAAUGGAGAAAAAAAAACCUUAUUUAAGAAAGCUUUGGUAAAUUUGUUUUAAUACAUUUAGGUAAAUCGAGCGAUUAUUUUAUUAUAUUGUUUAUUUGAUCUUUUUAUUUUUUGUAUGUUUUUAGACAACACAUCUGACCGUAUUAACAUGAUCAUGUAGAGUUUUUUGUUAACUCUUCUUUAAAGAUGCUGUAAGUGAUGUUUAUCAUGGAAAGAUGUGACUGAAGUAAGUGUUGUGAGAUAUCUCACCGGUCUCUGUGACAGAUCUAAACUCUGUAAACAACAAACAAAAACAUGUCUGCAGUCUCUGACGCUUUCUGCCUGUCAAUCAUUUUACACGCUCUCAUUGUAUUCUAGUUUCAGCGAAUUAUUGAGGCU
Molecule: messenger RNA, 3759 nt
Organism: Xyrauchen texanus (razorback sucker)
Lineage: Eukaryota; Metazoa; Chordata; Actinopteri; Cypriniformes; Catostomidae
Product: kelch-like protein 28
Molecular function (GO): protein binding
Source: RefSeq, a predicted model, not a curated record